This is a messenger RNA of Scleropages formosus (Asian bonytongue), 1515 nucleotides long. It is a transcript of the gene ddit4, whose product is annotated as DNA-damage-inducible transcript 4. Gene Ontology annotation, cellular component: cytoplasm. The transcript is spliced from 3 exons. Gene Ontology annotation, biological process: apoptotic process; negative regulation of TOR signaling; response to hypoxia. NCBI's taxonomy places the organism in Eukaryota, Metazoa, Chordata, Actinopteri, Osteoglossiformes, Osteoglossidae. Bases 214 to 906 code for a protein of 230 amino acids. Gene Ontology annotation, molecular function: 14-3-3 protein binding. The record is from RefSeq and is a predicted model, not a curated record.
UUAGUGGCUUCUGGAAAAGCAGGUAUUACGCGGGAUAGGGUCGCGUCACCUACCUAAAGGGGCCACUGCAAAAAAAAAAACAAAAAACCUCGCAACAUCAAGAAAACUGAAUACAAAGUCCCACUUUUCUGUACUCACAUCCGAUCGCGACAAGGAGACCACCUGCUGAAUAUAAUUAUAUUGACAGCGGCACAGGGGACGUCACUGUCGAUCAUGUCUGUUCUUUGUGCGAGCCUCACCACCCCGGAUGGCAGUUUCCCCCCGACCCCCACCUCCGACAGCACUUCGAAGCGCCUGUCCUGGAGCAAACUGGUGCAGAAACUCACCGACUUCAGCGGAUCCAGCGUCCACCAGAGCUUGGACUCGGACUGUGACUCUGACAGCUGCUGCAGGAGCGAUGACUCUGACACUGGAUCUGCACUCCUUUCACUGACUACCUCUGAAGAGUACGAUCUCUUCUACGACCCUAUGGAGGAGAUGCUCCGCAGGGACGUGGUUGAUCUCAUUGCACGCAGCCUCACAGAUGCUAAAGAAGGAGCACUAAGAUGUGCCAAACUCAUAAUCCCAGACCUGCUUCUGGACCACAUCGGCCAGGAGCUCCUGCACUUGGCGGCCAGCGAACCGUGCGGACUCCGAGGAGCCCUCAUUGACCUGUGUGUGGAGCAGCAGGACAUCUGCCAGAGUGUGGAGCAGAUAGCUGUGGACCCCUGUCUUGUUCCCACUUUCCAGCUCACCUUGGUGCUGAGGCUGGAGUCCAGAGGACUGUGGCCGAAGAUCCAGGGCCUCUUCUCCGCAAAAUCUCCCUCAGUCCCCAUGGCGAGGCAUGCCCUUAGACUCCGUACUGGCUUUCGAGUGAUCAAGAAGAAGCUGUACAGCUCCGAAGAACUACUCAUUGAGGAAUGUUGAAGCCCAAAAUCUCCCCAGGAGAUCACUUUUGAAGGACUGACUUUGGGAACAUCAUGUUUGUAUAAAUAUGAGUUGCACACAUGGUGAUUUACUAGUAGAAACCAGAAGCAUUUCUACUGGUCAUUGUCCAUCCUAAAGUUUUAGGGGGGCUUGCAUACCAAUAUUCACUGUUAAAUGAUUCUUGCAUGAGACUAGUAUGCAAGAAUGAGCUCUUGGAAGAUCAAAAUGUCUGCUGGUAAAUGCCAUGUGUUUCAGAUUGAUGCUCUGCCGAUCUAUACACUAGUGUAUGGAGUGCAUCAGACAAAGGGCAAUGAAAAUGGUGCUUUCAUGCUCUGGAGUUGUGUACCUCAGUAUAUGUGGAAACAAUAACUACAGCCGCCUGACUACACUGCAGUGUUGGCAGUAUUAAGAAAUGUUAAAAUGACCAUUUCUAUGCCAUUUCUAGCAAUGUGGGAUUUGUACUGUAAAACUGUGUCAUUGGAUUAGGAUCAUCUUUUACUCAGCUGACUUCUUUUUUAAAAAAAAAAAAAAAAAAAAAAAAAACCCCUGCAUCCACUGUUGACUGAGUUGGGGAGCAUAAGUUUUAACUUUUUUUUUUUUUUUUUUUUU